Molecule: messenger RNA, 1575 nt
Organism: Diversispora eburnea
Lineage: Eukaryota; Fungi; Glomeromycota; Glomeromycetes; Diversisporales; Diversisporaceae
Source: the annotation of a GenBank genome assembly
AUGGGAGAUCUUGAUAUUGAUAAAUAUCUUGCGACUGAAGCUACUCAACUUCAAAAAGAUCAAGAAGUUGAACGUAUUCUUUCCUCUUUCAAAUUAAAUCCUUUUGAUAUUCUUGAUCUUUCACCUAAUUGUACUGAGAAAGAUAUAAAAAAUGCGUAUCGAAGGAAGUCCCUACUUAUUCAUCCCGAUAAAACCAAACAUCCCAAAGCAGAAGAAGCGUUUUCAUUAUUAAAAAAGGCAGAAACAGAAUUGUCUAAUGAAAAAACGCGACAAUUUUUUUUGGCAAUAAUUGAAGAAGCAAAAAUAACUUUAAUUAAUGAUCAAAAAUUAAAACCCAAUAAUCCAAUUAUUGAUACUCCCGAAUUUGACUUACAAAUUAAACAAAAAACCAAAGAUAUAUUAAUAGAACAAGAAUUACGUCGACGUAAAUUAUUAAAACGAGAAUUAGAAGCUCAAGAAACGAGAGAACAAAGGGUUAAUAAAUGGAGAGAUUUUCAAACAAAAAAGAAUAAUGUAGGAACUGUUUCAAAAAAGAAAAAGAAAGUGAGAACUGAAUUCAAACCACCAAAAUUUUAUAAGAUGCCUCGUCAUAGUAAAAAUAAUACUGCACUUUCAUUCUUUACAUAUGCAGAAGGAAAAGCCUUAGAAUAUGGAACAAAAAAGCAAAGAUUGGGUCGAGAGUCUAUGCGAGAAUAUGAUGCCUGUUAUUUAUGCCUUCAGAGAGCUCGCGAUCCAGUCUGUUGUAGUCACGGGCAUUUAUAUUGUAGGGAAUGUAUAUUGGAAAACAUUUUAGCUCAGAAAAAAGAAAUCAAACGUCAACAACUUUUACUUGAAGCAAGGGAAAAGGAUGAAGCGGAAGAAACUAAACGUAAAGAAGAAUUGGCAAGGGAGGCAGUAAUUCAAAAAUUUGAACGUCAACAAGUUCGAAUUACUCCGGCUGAAUCAAAUAGUCAUAAAGUUAAUAAGGGUAAUGAUAAAAAUUCAAAUAAUUCAAAAGAAACGAUAGAAACCGGCACCCAGUCUCCUGAAUUAAAAUCAAAUGGAAAAUUUAUCGAGGGCAUAGGAACUUCUCAAGAAAUUGCAGUAAUAGCUGAACGCGAUAAAAUGGCAGCAUUAGAGAUUUUAGAGGGAGAGAGGCUGCAAGCAUCAAAACCAAAAUUACCGAAUUUCUGGCUGCCAACGCUUACGCCUUCCGCUGAUCCUGAUAAAAUAAAAUCUGUAAAAUUGCAAACAAUGUGCACUGGGACUGAUCCCGAGCAUCCAAUAAGUUUAAAAAAUUUAAUCCCAACAAAAUUCACCGAGGACAAAAAUCCUGACUCGAAAACUAUUUCUUUCGUUUGUCCUUCAUGUCGUAGGACAUUGACAAAUUCAGUCAAAAUUUGUUUAAUGAAGCCUUGCGGACAUGUCAUUUGUAAGGUUUGCGUAGAAAAAUUUGUCAAAAAAUCUAAAAAAUGUUUCGUUUGCAAUGCCAAAUGUAAAGAAAAGGAUAUUGCGGAUAUGUCUGGAGAAGGUACUGGGUAUGCGAGUGGUGGUGGUAAUGUAAUGGCAAAACGAUUUGAUGUUGCAUUUCAAUAA